Messenger RNA from Boeremia exigua, 4344 nucleotides. Its product is annotated as P-loop containing nucleoside triphosphate hydrolase protein. Gene Ontology annotation, molecular function: ATP hydrolysis activity; ABC-type transporter activity; ATP binding. Bases 311 to 4180 code for a protein of 1289 amino acids. Gene Ontology annotation, cellular component: membrane. The record is from RefSeq and is a predicted model, not a curated record. Lineage: Eukaryota; Fungi; Ascomycota; Dothideomycetes; Pleosporales; Didymellaceae. The transcript has 4 exons. Gene Ontology annotation, biological process: transmembrane transport.
CCGCACAUUCCUCUAGCAUUUGUCCGCUCCCGUAUUGCCGUAUUCAGCGGUUAACCCUUUCCUUGGAAGCAAAGCUUAGCGCACGUGAAACCACUGCGCGAGCCGCAUUCGAGAAACACCAGAGCGAAGCGACGUUGCCCCUUUACCAUCUCCGGCCUAGUGACACGGGCCUAAAUCAAACCGAUCCAGUUCUAAGGCCUGUGCAUUCGGGUUUUGGCACCGAGGUCAAUCUCGCUGGGUGAAAGACACCUAGUUGUGUCACUCCUUCGAAGUACAUCGACAAUACAGCUUUGGGAGUCAAAACGACGAUAUGGCCGCCCCCCAAGAGCGUGCUGCAGCAGGUGUAGCCACGCUGAACAUCGAAUCACCACCCGGGAGAGGAGCUGAAGAGAAGAACCAUGAUGCAUCCUCUGAGGAAGGGGCGAAAACGCUCACCUCUGGCCUCAGCGACCACGAUAAGCAAAUAAUCGACAGACAGACAGAUGCACCAAAACUCAACGUCGGCUACUUCGCGUUGUUUCGAUAUGCGAAUAAGACGCAUACCUUCAUAAUGAUUGUAUCGCUCAUUGCUUCUAUUGCAGCUGGAGCUGUAAUGCCCCUCAUGACCCUUGUUUACGGUAAUUUUGCAGGCAGCUUCACGGGUUUCUCGGUGGAUGCUACCGCUGCAGAGCACUUUCAGAGCCAAACUAACAAGUUCACCUUGUACUUUGUGUAUCUUGCUAUUGGUUCGUUCGUCACAACGUACAUCAGUGUUAUCGGAUUUUCCUACACUGGAGAGCAGAUCACCAAACAGAUUCGACAACUUUAUCUCCGCGCCAUCUUCAGGCAAAACAUCGCCUUCUUUGACUUCCUUGGAUCUGGAGAAGUCACCACUCGUAUCAGCUCUGACAUGAAUCUGGUUCAAGAUGGAAUCGGUCAGAAGAUCGGUCUUUUCGUUACCGGUGUCUCUAUGUUCGUGUCCGCAAUCAUCGUUGGCUUCAUCCGGUCUUGGAAAUUGUCUCUCAUCAUGUUGUCAGCUACCGUCGCCCUUGUUCUCAUGAUGGGUGUCAACGGUUCAAUGAUGAAGAAAAACCAGACGAUCGCAAUUGAUGAAAACGCCACGGCAGCAUCUUUGGCCGAAGAGGUCCUGGCUUCAGCCCGUAACGUUGCAGCGUAUGGUACACAAAGGCGUCUCCAAGAGAAGUACAAGCUGUUCCUCGAUAAGGCCACCAUCCACGAUUUCAAAGCCAAGUUCUGGUUGUCCACGAUGAUCGCAGGCAUGAUGGGCGUGCUCAAUUUGCAGUAUGCUCUGGCAUUUUGGCAAGGAAAGAGGUUCCUUGACAGUGGCGAGCUGGGCGUUGCGAACAUUCUGACAGUCGUCAUGGCUUCCAUGCUUGCCGGUAUCUCCAUCGGUUCGAACCUCCCGCAUCUUCAGGCUUUUGGUGGCGCUACCGCAGCAGCAACCAAGGUAUUCAACACCAUCGAGCGUCAGUCCCCCAUUGAUCCAGAGACUGAAGAGGGCGAGACUCCAGAGACUUUCGUUGGUAAUCUUGAGUUCAAGAAUCUCAGGCACAUCUACCCAUCUCGCCCGGAUACAGUCGUCCUCCAGAACUUCAAUCUGAGCGUUAGUUCCGGUCAGAUGGUGGCAUUAGUAGGAGCAUCUGGAUCCGGAAAGUCUACUAUUGUCGGUCUGCUCGAGCGCUUUUAUCUUCCCAUGGAAGGCCAAAUUUUCUUGGAUGGUAAAGAUAUCAGCACACUCAACCUCAGGUGGUUGCGACAACAUAUGGCGAUCGUUAGUCAGGAACCAGUACUGUUCAGCACCACGAUAUACGAGAGUAUUCUACACGGAUUAGUCAACACCGAAUACGCCGAUGCAUCUGAUGAGAAGAAGACGGAGCUGAUUGAGCAUGCCGCCAAAAUUGCCAACGCCCACGACUUCAUCAUGGAUCAACCAGAUGGGUACCAGACCAAGGUCGGUGAGCGUGGUAAUCUGCUUAGUGGUGGCCAGAAGCAGCGUAUUGCCAUCGCUCGUGCCAUUGUAUCGGAUCCCAAGAUUCUGCUUCUUGACGAAGCUACCGCAGCGCUGGAUACAAAAUCGGAGUCUCUCGUUCAAGAAGCGCUUGACCGUGCCGCCAAGGGUCGCACCACAAUCGUCAUUGCCCAUCGUCUCUCUACGAUCAAGAAAGCAGACAACAUUGUAGUUAUGGCACAGGGCGAGAUCGUAGAGACUGGCACGCACGAGAGUUUGAUCCGCGCUGAUGGCGUCUACGCCAGUCUUGUUCAGGCACAAGAACUCACUCAGAAGAAGCACACUGGCAAGCGCUUGUCCGAUAUCGAGGAUCUAGAAGACGAGAAGGCUGCUGGAGAAAAGCCAGCGCUUCUACGAACUGUUACAUCCGCUCCGUCCGUGGUCGCAAGGAGAGAAGAGAAGGAAGAGCUAUAUGGUACUUGGGCACUUGUCAAGUUUGCCUGGGAAAUGAACGCCGGUGAACACAAGACCAUGGCGCUUGGCCUUGUUUUCAGUUUCCUCGCUGGCUGCAACCCUGCUAUCCAGGCCAUCUUCCUCGGUAACUCCAUCAAUUCGCUCAUGUCACCUGGCACAUCGUUAGGAGGCUACGGCAUCAACUUUUGGUGCUGGAUGUUCCUCAUGCUAGGUCUCGUCAUUGGUCUUUUCUACUAUGCCCAGGGUAUGACGCUAUCCAAGGGCUCUGCUCGUCUCAUUGGCAAUGUUCGCCAGCGUGCGUUUGCUGCCAUGCUCCGACAGGAUAUGGAGUUCUUCGACGGCGAGACGGUGACCUCUGGCGCCUUGUCCAGCUUCCUCUCGUCGGAGGCUAAUCGUCUGGCUGGCCUCAGUGGCGCCACACUUGGUACAAUUGUCAACUCUUCUGCGUCGAUUAUCGUAGCUGUCAUUGUUGGCUGCUCUUUCGGCUGGAAACUGGCACUUGUUUGCACUGCAACCAUCCCGCUCAUGUUGGCUUGCGGAUAUUUCCGAUUCUAUGCUCUCAUUCGCAUGGAGAAGCGCAACAAGGAGACCUCCGAAGCUGCUUCGUUCGCCUGUGAAGCUGCUUCGUCCAUUCGCACCGUCGCCACACUGUCUCUUGAGCAACAUCUUCUGCGGGAGUAUCAGGAGAAGCUCAUCAAGCAGGCUGCAGGAAAUAUCGUAUUCAACAACAUCUCCGCCUCGUUGUACGCCACUUCGCAAGGACUCUCCAUGUUGAUUUUCGCUCUGGUCUUCUGGUAUGGAGGUCGUCUCUUGCUCGCACAAGAGUACACUGUCUUGCAGUUCUUUAUUGUGUACUCUGCCAUCAUCAACGGUGCGCAAUCAGCUGGCGCUAUCUUCUCUUUUGCGCCAGACAUGGGCGAGGCUCGUGAUGCCGCCAAGCUGCUCAAGUCCUUCCUCAACCGCAUGCCCAAGAUCGACCACUGGUCUCCGGACGGUAAGAAGAUCGAUCAUCUAUCUGGCCGAGUCGAACUGGAAGGUGUGCGAUUCACCUAUCCUGGAAGACCAGACCACCGGGUUUUGCGUGGAAUCGACCUCGUCGCCGAGCCCGGUCAGUUCAUUGCCCUUGUUGGUGCGAGUGGCAGUGGCAAGUCUACCGUUAUGCAGCUUCUAGAGCGCUUCUACGACCCUUCGGCCGGCUCUGUACUAGUUGACGGUGUCGAUCUGCAGGAAUACAACCUGCAAGACUACCGUGCUCAGUUAGCCAUUGUCAGCCAAGAAACCACACUAUACACUGGUACCAUUCGCGAGAACAUCCUCGCCAACAAGGACGACGUUACCGAAGAAGCCAUCGUACAAGCAUGCAAGGACGCAAACAUCUACGAAUUCAUCAUGAGCUUGCCAGACGGUUUCUCCACACUUGUCGGUGCGAAGGGUGCGUUAUUAUCCGGCGGACAAAGGCAGCGUCUCGCUAUUGCGAGGGCGCUGCUGCGCGACCCCAAGGUUCUCCUGCUCGACGAAGCUACCUCAGCGCUCGACUCCACAUCCGAACGCGUCGUCCAAGACGCCCUCGACGCCGCCGCGCAAGGCCGCACCACGAUCGCUAUCGCGCAUCGUCUGAGCACGAUCCAACAGGCCGACGUUAUCUACGUGUUUGACCAGGGCAAGAUCGUGGAGAAGGGGCGGCACGACGACCUUGUGGCGCAGAAGGGCGUGUACUUUGAGUUGGCGAGACUGCAGAGCAUGGGUGCGCCGCAGUGAUCAUGUCGCAGUGAUAAUGUGUGUAUGUGCGUUCUAAAAGCAAAGCAUGGCGCACUCGAUGAGAGGCGGGACCUUGGCCGUCGAGGAUUUUUUCAGCUACUUAGACUUGUUAGCAUUUUGUAAUAGACUUUGCCACUCUUGAAGUGUCACGAUUUGGUCAGAGA